Messenger RNA from Trichoderma gamsii, 2181 nucleotides. Its product is annotated as fungal specific transcription factor domain-containing protein. Gene Ontology annotation, biological process: positive regulation of transcription by RNA polymerase II; DNA-templated transcription. The record is from RefSeq and is a predicted model, not a curated record. Gene Ontology annotation, molecular function: zinc ion binding; DNA-binding transcription factor activity, RNA polymerase II-specific; sequence-specific DNA binding. NCBI's taxonomy places the organism in Eukaryota, Fungi, Ascomycota, Sordariomycetes, Hypocreales, Hypocreaceae. The transcript has 3 exons. Gene Ontology annotation, cellular component: nucleus. The coding region runs from base 1 to 2181 and encodes 726 amino acids.
AUGGCGCCAGAAGUUACAAGUCAGAAGAGGAGCUCUGAGUACGUUGAAGAUACUCCAAGAGAUCCCGCAGACCCUGCAUUUCGAAAGGCGCGUAAAGUUAGUCGCGCUUGUGACUUUUGCAAGUCAAGAAAGGCGAAAUGCAGCGGUGACCAACCAUGUGCAAAAUGCAUAUCAAGAGGCCGGGUAUGCUUGUAUGAAGCAAGGUAUACGCGCGGCAUGCCUCCUACGCCUCCGCCGUCGUCUGAUGUUAGCCAAUUGCAGUCGGCAGGCGAUAGCAGACGUUCUUCAGCCAGCAGAUUCACCGUAUCUGAAAGCAUAUCGUUCAUGCCGAGUUCUGGUUUAACCCCAUUUGGUAAUGGGCAAUUGGCCCAGACUUCGCGACAAUCAGAUGGACUUGCUGGUCCCUCUCGUGCGUCCCCUGAGUUGGGAAUGGCAGAAAUCCAAGGCCAGGUUUUUGAUCCAACGUCCAGUCUGGCAUUUCUUCAUAGAGCGUCAAAGCGCCUGGCGACUCACGGUAGCAGCCAUGGCAGCGAUGAAUCCCGGUCAUCAGCAGAAAGUCAGCUGGUAUAUAUGGCUGGAGACAAGCCAUUGGCCAUAGAAAGCGAGGACAGCCAACAACAGUAUACUCUUCCCGACCCAUUGGUGGCCAGAGCUUUGUUGGCACUUUACUUUGAUGUCUGUAUCGCUACAUACCGCAUCUUGCAUCGACCGUCCACCGAAAAUUGGUUGAGUAUCAUGGAGAGCAAUAUGGGGGAAGGGAUUGCUAUAUGGCACACAAUUGGACGAGCAAAGGCGGCCACCAUAUACGCAAUGCUAUCAAUUGCCAAGUUUCAUCGUGAGAAGUCUAAGGGACAUCCCACUAAAGAUUGUCAAGCGCUUCGCUUAGCUGAUAAUCUUUUCCGCUUCUCCAUGAGGCUCGCCGAGCAAGAGACAGGAUUUCCGAGGCUGGAGUCCGCCCAAGUUCGCAUCGUCCAAGUUCUAUAUCUUCUAACCACUUCGCGGUUCAAUCAGAGCUGGUACAUCUUUGGGAAUGCACUACAGCUUAUUUCUGCACUGGGUUUGCAGCGACGUGCGGAUUGGAGAAGGAGGCAUAAGCCAGCAGCUGAUUAUAUCGAAAAGCAGUGCUCUCUUAGGACUUUUUGGACCGCAUAUGUUCUUGACAAUUAUCUUGGAGUGGUAUUUGGAAGGCCACGCCAUUUCCAUGAUGAAUAUAUUGAUCAAGACUUACCUGAUCGGAUUAAUGAUGAGGACAUGUCAACAGACGGGCCAGUUGGCGACCUUGACGAUCGCCGAGGGUGUCACACUGACGCCUUGGUUUUUCACGCCCGCAUUGCCCAAAUCAUUGGAGCCAUCUCACAAGACAUGUAUACGACCAAGCUCACUUCUGAAGUCGAAAGAAUAGCCGCCGCGAGAGACUUGACGCAACGGGUUCAAGAUUGGCAUCAAAGCCUACCUGCUCACCUCGGCGCAGUUCAUCCGUCUAUUUUGAUCCCCAGCUACCGAAGACCAGCUUUGGCGCUGGGGCUCGCUCACUCGCACGCUAUUAUGCAUGUCAACCGCCUGUUUCUGAUGCGCUCCCCUACUUCUGUUUAUGCUUCACAGGUCAGCGACUGUAUUAAAGCCGCGAAAGAUGUUCUAGAAUCGGUAGAUACCAUAGCCCGAGACGGCCCUAUUUUCCACGCUUUUUGGUGGACUCACUAUGUGACGUUUUGUGCCCUGGUGGUAACAUACGUAUGGGUUAUACAGCAACAUCGCUUGGGCGCUGCAGACGAUCCUGGCUAUAGUGCGAGACUGAUGCAACUUGCAGAACACUGCCACGGCCAUCUUGCUCAAGCAACAUCGUCAAAUUCGCCUAGUCGGCGAUAUGCUGUGAUUCUAGAAGGAUUCCGAGCUGCUGCGGUAAACAAGUCGACUCCACAGCAGAUGAGACCUCAAAACGGUGCCCUACAUGAACAAUCGAUAGACCUUAAUCCAGGCAUUCCUACUCUUCACACGAAUGAUGGAGGUGGAUUUUUCAGCAUCUCUCAGAACAACUCACUGGCAGAUAUGCCUACCUUUCACGAUUGGCAGCUCACAGACUGGUUGGAUUUGGACUCAUCGGCUUUUUGGCCGAGUUUCAAUGCGGAUGAAGUGGUGUCUCCAGACGUGAUCGGGGCUGCGGAUCAGAACUAUUCCACUUAA